Molecule: messenger RNA, 3871 nt
Organism: Malaclemys terrapin pileata
Lineage: Eukaryota; Metazoa; Chordata; Testudines; Emydidae
Gene: STAP2
Product: signal transducing adaptor family member 2
Exons: 14
Coding region: 104-1393 (429 amino acids)
Molecular function (GO): signaling adaptor activity
Source: RefSeq, a predicted model, not a curated record
GUUUAUUUUUCUCCUGCGCUUCCUGCUCCGGGACUCCGGGCUCCGUGCGGGAGCCUCCCCUGCGCCCUCUGCCCGGCCCGGGCCCGGGCCCCAGCCGGGGGGAAUGGCCCUGCUGCCCCCGGCGCUGCGGGGCGCCAAGCCCAAGCACAGCCUGCCCCCCCACUACUACGAGGGCUUCCUGGAGAAGAAGGGGCCCCAGGACAAGGGGUAUAAGAAGUACUGGACAGGCCUGCGGGGACUCACGCUGUUUUUCUACAAUGCCAGCCGAGACGUGCAGUACGUGGAGAAGAUCGACCUGGACACCUUCGUGUCCCUGAGCGACAGCUACCUCCAGAGCGGCCCCAGGGCCAGCGACGACGGGAUGGGGCUCAACCUGAAGCUGAGGGGGCAGGAAGUGAAGUUAAAGGCCGAGAGCCUGGAGGCUCGGGAGAUGUGGAAGGGUUUCAUCCUCACCGUGGUGGAGAUGAAAGUCCCCUCCAACCUCACGUUGCUGCCCGGCCACAUCUACAUGAUGUCCGAAGCCCUCUCCAAGGAGCAGGAGCGACAAGCCCAGCUGAGCCAGCGCUGCACCGCGAGCUCUCUCGACUAUGAGUUGUUGGAGGAACAGAUGCCGGACUGCUAUUUCAAGGUCUCCAGGACAGAGGCCCAGGUCCUGCUGGAGAGGAACCCGGACUGCGGCAACAUGCUGCUGCGGCCGGGGGGCGACGGGAAGAGCAUCUCGGUGACCACGCGUCAGAUGCUGAACAGCACCCCGGUUGUGAAGCACUACAGAGUGAACCGCAUGGGACAGCAAUAUGUCAUCGACGUCGAGCAGCCGCACCGCUGCCCCUCCCUGGCCGACGUGGUGGAGUACUUCGUCUACAACACCAAGAAGACCCUGGUGCCUUUGAGCCUGGAUGAGGACUACGCGGAGAAGUUAGAGUAUGUGGAGACCGAUAAGGAGAACGGAGAGAGCGUCUGGGAAGCAUCCAUGCCCCCCUGCCCAAAGCCCCCCAGAGUGGAUGCAAUGCUUCCGCCCAACUUCAGAAAAAACCAUCAGGCGAAGCCCCCUGUCCCUACCCCGGUGUUUGAGAAGAGGGAGGAGGAUGAAGAACAGGCCUACGUGAAUGACGAAGAUGUGGCAGCCAUCACGGGAACAAAGCCGAAGCCAGCCAGCCAGGGCGCCGUGAAGGUGAUCUGGGGAGGGGGCGGCCAGACCAAGGCGCUGCCUAUACCAACCGGCGAGCCAGGCAAGCCAGCCACUAAAGGCCAGUUUACCAGAAGCCCCAGCAGCACCCUCAACCUACGGAAACAUGGUAGCAGCUCCUCCCGCCAGGCCACGUCGUGGGGCGGAGACAUCUCAGAGGAGCUCGCGCGGAAGCUACAGGAGCGAAGAGCCAACCUUGAGAACUGACCUGCUGCCCUGCGCGGAUGGCCUGGCGGGCGAGGAGGCUUCUGCUGGGGACACAGGGUUCCAAUCCUCUCGGGGAACCAAACCAUGGCCCCCAACCUCUCCCGGCUCUUGUGCAGCGUUGAUCACGUACCCAGGGCCCGCCCCUGCUUUUCUGGCCCUUUCCCAGCACUGUGAGACAGGAGUUUGUAGGGCUCCCAGCACCCUCUGCCCAACUGCAGCCCCCCCCCCGAGAUAGCUUUAGCUCUGGGCCCUUCACAGUGAUUUUUCUAGGGACAAGGCUGCCACCUCGCAUGGGCCCUGGCUGUCCCCCUUCCAUGGCUCAGAGUGGCUGCCCCUUAGCCUGGUAGGAUGUGGGUGCCACGUGCCUGGACAAGCAGCAAGUGCCAAAGGGAGGGAAAGAUGCCCCAUGGGCGGAUCUGGGCACGGCUGGGUGCCCUCGCCACCAGAGAGGAAGCUAAUCCAGACCCCGGCAGCUGUGCUUGGCCCUGCUGCAGAGCAGAGCAAGGGGGUCGCUGGGGGCAAUGCCAGAGCACUUUUAAUAGCCAUGUGAUUCCCACUGUGCCAGGAGGGCUGUGGGCGAGGGGCUAAUCCCGCCCCCAACUCAGGGAGGAAGCGCCAGGGGUUGUGUGCUGCGCUCAGACUCAUGGGCCUAGGCCAGGCCCUUUGCAUGCUGCGGUUCAGGGUUAAAAGGCACGGGCGGCGGGGGAGAUGGGUGAUGCCUUCCUAUGCCCAGUUUGCUUAGGGGUGUUUCACAGUGCAGGGUAAACCAAAGGCAGAGCUGGGGGGCAGGAGUGGCACACCUGUGGCUGGCAUGCCAGGGGGGCUGCAAGCUAGAAUUAUGGGGCAGCUGGCCAGGGGGUAUCCCAGGGGGGCUGCAGGUUGGGUUUGGGGAGGCAUCAGCAAAGCUGUAUGUAGGGGGAGCCCAGGGCAGUCCUGAAGUGGGGUGCAUUGACAGGUGUGCCUCAGGGAAGCCCCUUGGCUGGACCGGGGGGAGGGGCGGCUGCAGCUGAGGGCACUGGCCGAGCUGGGAGCGGGGCCCAGGGCUGGUACAGCAGGGAGCUCCUGUUUGGAACUGGGGGUGCUGGCAGGGUGAUGCGUGGGAAGGUCUUGUGGCCCCUGCCAACACGCCCCAGGACUCCAGGGAGCUGCUCAGUCCCUCCCCCGCGUCCACACUGAUCAAUCAGAACAGCCAGCCUGGGUCAGCCCAAUGGUCCAUCCAGCCCAGGACCCUGUCUUCCACCAGCGGCCAGUGCCCGAUGCUUCGGAGGGAAUGAACCGAACAGGGCAGUUAGUGAGUGAUCCAGUCCCAGCUUCUGCCAGUCAGAGGCUACAGGCACCCAGAGCAUGGGGUUACGCCCCGACCAUCUUGGCUAAUUGCUGGUGAUGGACCUACCCUCCAUGAAUGGAUCUAAUUCCUUUUUGAACCCAGUUAUACUUUUGGCCUCCACCACAUCCCCUGGCGACGAGUUCCACAGGUUGACGGUGCAUUGUGUGAAGAAAUAUUUCCUUUUUGUUUGCUUCAAACCAGCUGCCUAUUAAUUUCACUGGGUGACCCCUGGUUCUUGUAUUAUGUGAAGGGGUAAAUAACACUUCCUUCUAUCAUAUCCCUCCUUAGUCGUCUCUUUUCCAAGCUGAAAAGUCCGUCUCUUCAACCUCUCUUCCUAGGGAAGCUGUUCCAUCCUCCUAGUCAUUUUUAUUGCCCCUCUCUCUCUUUUCAAAAUUCCAAUAUAUCGUUUUUGAAAUGGGGCAACCAGAACUGCAGGCAGUAUUCAAGAUGUGUCCGUAUCAUGGAUUUAUAUGGUGAUAUUAUGAGAUUUUCUGUCUUCUUAUCGAUCCCUUUCCUAAUGGUUCCUAACCCUGUUUAGCUUUUUUGACUGCCGCUGCACAUUGACCAGAUGUUUUCAGACAAUGAUUCACAAUGGCUCCAAGAUCUCUCUUUUGAGCAGUAACAGCUAAUUUAGAUCCCUAAUUUUCCUAAUUCCCUUUGGGGGGAAAAGCUCCUUCGUUCCUCUCAGGGUGAAUCAGUAUUCUUCCAAAUGUCAAAUUCCCUUUAAAGCCUCAGCCAUGAAUCAUUCCCUCUCCCAGGCAAGGGCCUAUCCCUGAACCCCCUGCCAAUCUCUGAUCUGAGCAGGCUGCCUCCCUUCCCGUCCUGCUAACCCCUGCAAGAAGGGGCCCAGGGAGUCUGGCCUGGCCUGUGCACCGGACUUUUUCAAGCAGUGAGCUGGGCCGCUUGUCUUUGGCACGUGCCAUGGUGCGCCAUGAUGCUAGACCUGGUGACACACGGCCCGUCCCUCUCCAUCCUGUAUGUUGCACUUGUAGUGCCUUGAAAGCGGCGGUGCUGUGCUGCUCUACGCCAGCUGAGGACGGGCUCGUUGGCUCUCCGGCUGGAGGGAGCUCUGUGCUUUGGAAGGGAUUUGUACUGUGUGAUUGUUACCCACUUUGCAUACAUUGCUAAUAAAAGCGACUGUUUUCCCUCGA